Penicillium pulvis is the source of this 1821-nucleotide messenger RNA. RefSeq lists its product as uncharacterized. The record is from RefSeq and is a predicted model, not a curated record. Bases 1 to 1821 code for a protein of 606 amino acids. NCBI's taxonomy places the organism in Eukaryota, Fungi, Ascomycota, Eurotiomycetes, Eurotiales, Aspergillaceae. The transcript is spliced from 2 exons.
AUGGUCACCACAAUAUCAGUCUUCGUGACAAAGUGCCUGAAGCAGCUGAAUCAACUUGCUCAGUCAGAAGGACUAAAUCAGCAUAAGUCCGAAGUUUCACCAGGGCUAUGGGCGGAUGAGCUCGGGCGACUACGUGUCUGGGCUGCCAACAUUGGUGCUCAUCAAACAGGGCAAUCCUCUCUAGAUUUUAGACUUCGAGAUUCAUCAAGCGCUCGAAGAACACUGAUGCGGGUUCUAGAACGACUCCAAAGAGCUAUUGAAGACCUUCAAGAUAUCCUGGACGGUUCCAAGGUCACUGAAGAGGACUCUAUAUUGGACUUCUCAGAUUCGGAGGCAGAUUGUGAACAACCAGAGGUCCAAUCAACUUAUUAUGAUCUGCGUGACACUAUCAGCAGUUUAUUCCAAGUGUCGAUGGUGAUAAGGCGACCGGCGCAAUAUGAUCGCCUCGUUGGAACCAAAAGGUCCGACGCGGUCAUGUUUGAGCCCUUUGAUCGUGACCAUGUUUUCAAUAAAUUUCCAUCUGCAGACGCGACAAUAUUGAGACGCCUAGGACUGGCGAUUUCUGAGCGCCGCGCUAUUUUCCGAUAUCGCAAACGCCACCGCAUGAAGCUCGCGCAGGGCAAUGAUCGUGUCUUCAAUGAUCUGCCUGAUACGAUGUCGAAUUUAAUGUCGGAAACUGUCGCGACUGAAUUCUUGGAGUCACCCGAGCGUGAGACAUCUGAAUAUGAAACUCGGUCAAUAAGAUCUCAGACAUCCUAUGCGCAGUCCAUGGUUCAAGGAAAUCACGGAAUAGGGGUGCCAGCUCCACCAGAAGGAUCUGAUAAUGGGGCUCCGUUCGAAUGUCCUUAUUGCUUUGUUGUAAUAUCUACAUCGACUAGCUUUGAUUGGUAUCGCCAUAUCUUCAACGAUCUCAUGCCUUAUGUUUGCAUAGCCCCAAUUUGCCUGCCACCGCAUCGUCUUUACCGUAGCCGUCGAGAAUGGUUCGAGCACUUACAAUACCAGCACUCAAUGACGGCUGAAACCAGUGCGGAGGUCAGUUGCCCUCUCUGUCAAUCUCCAAGCCCUCCUAGAAGGUCGCUGGAAAAGCAUCUUGGGCGGCAUCUGGAAGAACUAGCGCUUUUUGCUUUGCCACGAUCCGAUCAGGAUAAGGACGAGGAAGAGUUUGACUCCCUCUCUUCUUCACCUCCACUCCUGGAAAUGCCGAGUCCAAGUGCAUUUGCCUCUGAAGACGGGCAUAUUAGUAUGGAGAGGCUAACAGAAGCGAUUCGAUCUAUAUCGAAGGAUCUUCCAAAUAUGGUUGCAAAUGGACUUGACGACGUGCUUCGAGAGCCAUUUCGUUUUGUAUCUGGAAACAGCGAAAGUCCCCAGAGCUCGAGAUCUUCUGCAUUUGCAGACGCGGGUCCAAGUACAAAGCUCAUGCCCGAAGGAGGCCAAAAUACGGCGGAGGUCAUGCAACAGUUCGAGCCUUGCAUAUCAGAUCUCUCGACCCCGGCGUCUGAAUACACCCACAAGGACCGACCACUCGAUGUGGAUCGACAACUGACAGUCAAUUCAACUAUGUCAUAUUCAGCAAAUAAUUCCAUGGAGGAUUGGAUCACCUUCAAAUAUACCCGUGAUGGAAUGAACAUGGAGUAUGAGAUCCGCACGGAUAUAGAAACAAUCAACCUUGACAUUCUGAGCUCAGACUUCAAAGAGAAAAAUUAUGUUUACCCUCCCGCCAGUGCUGCCAUUAUGAACCCAGAAAAACAACAGGCUCGCGAGGCUCGCGACGUGGGAAGCGAGACCUUCUGCGGCGUGCUGUGGAUGAGUGGCGAUAUUUGA